AUGGGAGGUCAAGGUUCAGGUCCUUACUGGCUUAAAGAUGUCGCCUGUAAUGGUGACGAGGAGAACCUGUCGGCUUGUCCAGAUUUGAAUUGGGGACCUCACUCUGACUACUUCAGAGUCGCCGCAGUGAUUUGCAGCAAUACUGCCUUCGAUGGAAACAGGGCUGAUUAUUUUACAAAACAGACUAACCUUGGACCAUGCACGAGCGCGGAAUGUGGGGAGAGGACGAAAUGUGUGGCAUUGAGCAGUGGCAACUUCGCUUGUAUUAGCUUGGGACCUAAAGACGGAUCACUCCGUUUGAGGGGCGGUUCUCAUCCCGCUGAGGGUCGAGUAGAGGUGUUGUAUAAAGGUCAAUGGGGAAGAAUCGCUGGCAAGAAUUCCUGGAAAUCCAGCACCGCAAAGGUUGCUUGUAGGCAAAUUGGCGGAUACAGCUAUGGUGUCUCGAUGACAAUCUAUGGCGAUACCUUCAUGGGAGGUCAAGGUUCAGGUCCUUUCCUGAUUUCGAGUAUCAACUGUUUAGGAGAUGAGGAGAACCUGUUAGCUUGUUCAGUUCCAUUACGACUAUCUGGUGGAAAUACAACUUCUAGGGGUGUGGUGGAGUUGUUUUAUGCUGGUCACUGGGGAACCAUUGCGUCUGUGUCUUACUCAUUCUACCAAAAAGACGCUGAUGUCGCCUGUAGACAGUUGAACUAUUCUGGAGGAUACGCUGUAGAUUCCACGAGAUUCCCGGAAUACCAGAGACAAGUGGUAUGGGUUGCGGAACCAGGAUGUUCUGGUCCGGAAGGCUAUAUCAGCGAGUGUCCUCUUGCCACUACAUGGGGAGAUGCAUCAGCUGAAGCCGACGUCGCCAUAUUGUGUGAGGACCAAAACAGUUUAAAAAAUGCCUCUGUUCGCUUGGUGAAUGGUGACACGCCCUACAGGGGACGCGUAGAAAUCGAGCGCCUAGGAAUUUGGGGUACUGUCCUGAUAAUGGGAUGGGACGACCGUGACGCUGCUGUUGUCUGCAGGCAGCUUGGAUACCAGUGA
Molecule: messenger RNA, 1026 nt
Organism: Pecten maximus
Lineage: Eukaryota; Metazoa; Mollusca; Bivalvia; Pectinida; Pectinidae
Product: scavenger receptor cysteine-rich domain-containing group B protein-like
Exons: 7
Coding region: 1-1026 (341 amino acids)
Cellular component (GO): membrane
Source: RefSeq, a predicted model, not a curated record